Molecule: messenger RNA, 4094 nt
Organism: Anneissia japonica
Lineage: Eukaryota; Metazoa; Echinodermata; Crinoidea; Comatulida; Comatulidae
Exons: 3
Coding region: 656-3496 (946 amino acids)
Source: RefSeq, a predicted model, not a curated record
UAUGAGCAUUGAGUCUGUGCAAAACAUUACUGGUUCUUAAAAAAAUAAAAAAACAAGUGUAAAGAAAGCGUAGCUAGAGCAGUAUUACUUCCUGGAAAAUCCAUAGAAAAAACGUGCUGUAAAACCAUGAAGGUUAUUUCCUCCAUUGUGAACCGUAGCGUAAAACGCUGUAACGCCACAAAAGGACAAUAACUAUGUUCUUGAGUACACAGUGCAGGGAAAUAAUACUACGAAACCAAGUUGCGUUUGAUUUAUAUGGGAUUCGAGGCGUCAUGUAACAGAUCGAUUAGUUUCAGCCUCUAUGAUAAUAUGCUGUUUAUGCAUCCACUCCAAAAAUAACGUUCAGAGUUAGGCCUACAUAGAGAAUUUUACUUUUAGCGUACUAACGUCUUCUAUUGCAGUGAGUAGCGGACAAUUAUUGAAAUACCAUUACUGAAAUGUGUAAGAUGAGGAUGAAGGAUUUUGAUGUAGCUAAUCGUGAGUUGGCAGUUCAAGAAAGAAUCAUUACAUGCAUGUUGGUCAUAAGCGAGUAAAAGUAAGACAGGAUUCUACAAUAAAGACUCACGUCAACAUUGUUUUAGUGAAACUUUUCCUAAUAUAAAAAAAAAAUAUUACAUGUUAACUUGUCACAGAAGUUAAUAUAACGAACGUCAACAUGAAUAGAACAAUGGUCAAUUAUCUUCGUGGAUUCAACUCGUUUGAUUGCAGUUUUAACUUGCGUGUACUGGCAGACGAUCAAGAGGUAGGAUCCGCCUAUGAACAAGCAAAAAUACGAGGGAGACUUCCUUUUAACCGAACCAAAAUCCUAAUAUUAGGAGAUCACGGUGUGGGAAAGACAUCGACAUGUAGACGCUUAAGAGGAAAUAGUUUUCGACGCGACGAGGCUACGACAAUAGGAAUUGAAACAAAUACUGUAAAAGCUAACGUUAGUGAUGUCAACAGUAAGUGGUGUGACGUAUCAGAAACAUCACUAGAAGACUAUGAACGUUCUGCAGCAUGGUGGGCUGUAUCACAUAUGUGUAAAACCAAUAAAAGCGAAAUUUCCAAAACUAACAACAGACCUGGGGCGGUGGUUAAAGAUGCAAUCUACCAAGGUUUACAUAUAGUUCCACUCAUCCUUGUAUUUCUUUUUAUUGGUUUAAACUUUGGUUUUGGGUUAUUUGUAUGGGCAUAUAUAAUUUGUUUUAUGCCUAUAUUAGAUGUUCACACUGCGUACCGUGCCGGUAGUGGAUAUGCUAUGUCAUUAGUGAUUAUAAUACAUGGACAAAUUUGGUUAACUGAAACUUACAACGCAUUACCUGAAACAGAAACUUCAAGGUUGGUGAAUAUUAUCAUGACAAUGUUAGUGUACGGAGUGCUCACUGUUUUUGUUGGCCUAAUGAUUGGUGGCGGCGGCCGGACUGGCUUAUGUGUGGCACUAUGCUUUAUGAUUCCGCCAGAACAAAUAGAACUGUUAUAUCCAAACUUAUCAGACACGAUGAUGUGGGAAGUUCAUAACGUUUAUUUUGGACUAACCAUUUGGAUUUUGACUGUCUGCUCUGUGGCAAUUUUUAGGUAUAUUCAUGGUAAAAUAUUACAUUUGAAUCGGAUGGCCCAUCUAUUACUUUCAAUAACUGUUGUAGUCCCAAUUGUGAUUCUUUUUUACCAGGGAUCGCAUUCCGUAUUAUUACUGAAGUCAUUUGGAACCGUAGUACUUAUUUUUUUGAUGGUAACAGGUUGUUUAAUUGGAAGAAAAUGUUCUGCUUACUGGUACGUGCCACAAAACUAUCUGAUUAAAAAAUCUAUUAGCUUCAUUUUUGGAAUCUGUAUGGUAAGACGUUUGGGAUGGAAAUUCGUAGAUUUGGACACUCUGAACUUAACAGAAAAACAAUAUAAAUCUAUUCCGUAUUUUCUGUUACAUAUAAUGCUAUUUUUUAUACCAAUUGUAUUAUUCUUUGUGUAUGAAUGUUUAUCAUACAUCAAAGUCAUGAAUACAUUGUCUGUUCCUUUACCAUACAUCGGUCAGUCUUUGAAGGCAAUCGUUCGUAACGAAUCGUAUCUGGACGCUAGACUCAGUCUAUGGGACUUCGCUGGACAACAGAUGUACUACAGCACUCAUCAUCUCUUUAUGCCUAAGCAAGGAGUGUAUCUUAUCCUUUUCAACGCUGUUGAAGCGGUUAUGAAUCCAGAUAAACAAAUCAAACGGCUACAAUUUUGGUUACAAUCAGUUGCUAUGCAUGCAGAUGUUGAAAAUGUUGUAGUAUUGCUUAUUGGAACAAGAAGAGAAAGUGUGCAUGACAAAACUGAUCUGUUAUAUUUCUCAACACUCGCAAAAGCAAAACUCUACAAACGUUUCUCUAAGUUGAUUGUAUUUCAUCCGUUAGGAAACAUUGUGUUUUACGUCGAAAAUUUACUAAGUACGGACAAAGAAAUCAAUACAUUACGAGAGGUAAUAUACAAUGAGGUCCAAAAUAUGAAGUAUUUUCAAGAAAAAUUUUUAAUUAAAUAUCUUCUAUUCAAUGAAAUUUUAAACAAGUUUCGACAACAAACAUGCAUUAUUAUAGGGUUAAAUGAGAUUUUAGAAGAAGUAAAAUCAACAUGUAAAAUAAUGUCACAAAAUCAAUUGCGUCAGUUCUUGGAAUUCUUUGACAGAGCUGGUGAUGUAAUAUACAAUGAACGAGAUGAAGCGCUUCGAAACUACGUAAUUUGUGACCCUCAGAAGCUGGUAGACAUUUUGCAAACCUUGGUAAAUGUGCCUGUACCUCAUAAGAGAACUCGGGCCGUAGCUGACUACUGGCAAAAAUUAGAAGACACAGGAAUUGUCGACAGCAGAUUACUGGAGUAUAUUUGCCAAGAACAUGCAAUUUGGAAAUAUUUUCCUCACGUUCUUCGUUUCUUAGUGGGAACACACCUGCUUUUCCCACUCAUUGUUACUAAUCAAGUCGACCAAGACGGUAAAUUUUGUCUUCCAUGUCGACUGCCAAAGAUCCAUCUAACGUCAAGUAUAUGGAACAAUAAUGAACACUUACAAGAUAUAUUUUAUUUUGACUUCUAUGAAUUCCUUCCAGAAUUUAUAUUUCUGCGUCUUAUCGCUAAAUGUUGUGAAGAGUUUGAUUGGGAUAAGAUCUAUUAUAAUGCAGCACGAUUCAGGACCAGUAAAUCAUGUCUAUUUUUCAUCAGCACACUAGUCAUUUCUGACAGAAAUCUGAUCAAAGUUGCAGUGCAUAAUGAAGACAAGGCUCAGGCAGUUUACGUGUUACAGAAAAUGAUUACUUUCAUCGAGGAGAUAGUUAAUCGUGAUUUCAACCCGGACUGUUUUUGGGAUCAGUACUGCUGUGGUCCUGAAUGUGAAAGAUGUAGUUCUGUGGAUGGCAAAAUAUGCUUGGUGAACUUAAUAACAUCUGAUAACAAUUUUAUCUCUGAAUUGGAUGGCUAUAGACCAGACCAAUACCAUAAAAUUUUACUUACACCAAAGUUCAGUUUCACAUGCAGUCGAGAGUGUAACAAGCAGGAUUAGGAUUUGAGACCCUUUAUUCAGGUGGAGAAUACUAAUGAAGCAGGCAGAGAUAUUAAUAGAAGAUUCACCACUGAAGAGUACCGAUUUAGGAGUCGAUGUAAAUUGCAUCCAAUGACCUACUUAUCUAGCCUCUUUUAAUAAACUACUGUGUACCCAUUUAAACGUGAGCAGUGAAUAGUUACAAAAAUUUCACACUAACAGGGAAUGUUACGGUUUAACUGAUUUGACAUCCUCGAGAAUCACAACUAUAGCUAAAUCUCGGUCUUUGUAAAUAGCCUAAUUGAGAAAGCUGUCCAACAUACAGCUCUACGAACAUUCAACCAAUAAUAAAUUACUAUGCACUAAUUGGGGUAGGACCUGGUCACUCUACGUCUUAGUACUGCUUUCAAAUAUUUAAUACAUAAUAACUGGCUUGGUAAACUUAACCAAUGGUGCCGUAUUCUUUGGCCAUGGGCAACGCAUUUGCUAAUUAACACAUUGUACGCAUUGCUUAAUUACCAAGGACUUUCAAAACAUGUCCCCAUUAUUGGAAGAAUUUGGCAUUAUAGGAUACAGCAAGUAGUGAAGUAAGGAUACAAUUGUUAUAGAAAGCACUUUC